AUGAAUGGUUUCACCUCUAGCUCUACAAAUGGUGGGAAUCACAAUGUGAAAUCCAAGCGAAAAGACGCGCUAGAAGGCACUCAACCCGCUGAUAGAAAACAACAAUCGCCUUUCAAAAGUAUCAAGAAUACCCUUUUGUUACGAAGCAACAAACAAAAGAAGUCUGACUAUAAGACCAAAGGUGAGACAUUCAAACCUGAGGCCCCCAAGUUGCGGAAAGGGCGGGUCCCAAAUGGCUCAGUCAGUACCAAUAGGCUAGAUUCGAAAGGUCAACAGCGCUUGUCAGCUCAAAGAGUGACUCUAUUCAAGUAUGACCACGUCAGAGUCUUGAAUUCUGUUGUCAAAAAUCAUCGAAGCAGCUCAGAGUCAUCAACGUCAUCUACUGUGACGUCGCAAAAGAGCGUGCUACGGCAUAUCGACUCCAAUGAUUUCUCCCCCGGUACCUCUGAUACACGACGAGAAACUUGCUUAAUGUCGGAUGGCCCUUUGGAAAUUUACCAGAUUAUAAGCUAUACCUCAAAAGCAGCGGCACAAAAGAUGACCUAUCUAUGUUUUGGACGCAAGGACAACAUCGUACAUCCAAUAUUACCAAAAUUACAAAUUACAAAACUAGACUCAUCACAGUUCGAAAUGUCAAUCUUGCUGUUAAAUCCAGAGCGAUACUGGAUCCUGACUUUCUUACCGGAGCCAGGGCGGGCUCGGCUUCGAGAAGAGACAAAGACAGAAUUUGAAUCGGUGGUACGAUCCAUAUGCUGUUACAAAAUCCCUCCUAGUCAAAUCCCACUUUUAGAGCCCUCCAAUCAUUCUGAUGGCCAAACUUCGCAAAAAAUGGAUGUGUCAGGACACGACGAUGACGAGGACGACAACGACGAUGAGGAUGAGAGCGAUUUAGAAUAUCUACUAGAUGAUCUAGACAGUUUGUCCGAUGAGACUAGUUUUGCCAGUGACGGUCUAAACCAAUGCGAUGAGAACAAUGUGAACGACGUUUUCAAGAAAGCAAUCAGAAAUAUCAUCUCUUUGGAUGUCUCCGAAAAUGCCGCCACUAUGAACAACAAGCGAUUGUCUUCAUACCAUGGCCCAGCGUUGCCCAGCACACUGCGGUCUAGAUACUCAAUGGUAAGGUCUGUAUCUGUCCCUUUGCGCCCUCAACGCAGUCAUCAAGAGAGCUUUGCUAUGGGUCUUGGGACCUGGAUGGAUAUUAAUGCUGAGGAUUGA
Molecule: messenger RNA, 1215 nt
Organism: Lachancea dasiensis
Lineage: Eukaryota; Fungi; Ascomycota; Saccharomycetes; Saccharomycetales; Saccharomycetaceae
Source: the annotation of a GenBank genome assembly